Hydractinia symbiolongicarpus is the source of this 2711-nucleotide messenger RNA. Its product is annotated as lamin-B2-like. The record is from RefSeq and is a predicted model, not a curated record. The transcript has 14 exons. Bases 168 to 2309 code for a protein of 713 amino acids. NCBI's taxonomy places the organism in Eukaryota, Metazoa, Cnidaria, Hydrozoa, Anthoathecata, Hydractiniidae.
UUCAGCAUUCAACAUACUGGCUAUAUAAUGAAGGAGAAAAAAUAUUUAAUAUCAUUUUACAAAGCAACUAAGAAGCCAGCAAAGUGACGACACUUUUGGAUUAACAUUUCAACAUUUUGAAGAAAAUUUUAAACGUUGAGCUUUUGAGAAAUAAACAAGAAAUCAAAAUGGCAGCGUCUCCGAUAGUACUAUCUUCAAGACAAGGUGAAAGAGCUUAUCUGAACACGUUAAACGAACGUUUUGGACAAUAUGUCAACCGUGUGCGAUCAAUGAGAGAGCAGAGCAAAAAUAUUGAGAACAACACUUUUAUUGCUCAUACGCAAGCGUUGGAAAAUGAAAUUUUCGAUUUAAAGAACAUCUACGAAAGGGAAUUAGACAACACUCGACAACAACUGGAUGCGAUUACAGCGGAAAGAAACGAAUACCAUUUACAAGCAGGCAAAAAUGGUGCACUAGCUACGGAGUUACAGGAAAAAUAUAACGAUGAAUUAAACAAUAGAAAAAAACUUGAGAAUGCGCUUGCCGAUGCGCACAGAUUAUUAAGCGAGAAAGACUCGCUUAUCCAAGAGCUGCGCAUCACUAUUGCACAACACCAAAAUGCGCAUUUGGAUACAACAAAAGAACGUGAUGCAUUGCAGAGCACGUUAACAAAUGUGCAAAUGUUGUGUGACAGUGAAUCGAAAGCACGUGCAGAUCUGGAAGCAACCGUGCAAAAACUCACAGAUCAAUUGAAUUUUGAAAGACAAAUUCAUGAUAAGGAGCGUAUGGAACUGGCGAACAAAUUGAACGCAGCUGAACGAGCAAUUGCAAUUGCUGAUGAGAAAUUAAAGGAACAUGAUAUUGUAGACGAUAAUUUACACAACAUGAUUGCCAAAAUGAGAAUACAAACUCAAGCUGAAUUCAAACGUUUCCAAGAUGAGUCGGAAUCAGCUUAUCAAGCUAGUCUGUCUGCAAUCAAAAAUCAGCUGGAAAAUGAAAGCAAGAACUUGUCUCAGGCUUUAGAAGAGAACAUUCACUUGAAAGCCGUCAUUGAGGAAAUGAAUGCCAAGAUUGGAAAAUUAGAUGGACGAUGUGGAUCCCUUGAAGAGCAAAAUCGUUCCCUCAUUCACACAUUGGAAGUCGAACGGCAACAAGCUUCAAACAAUAUACAACAAUUGGAGUCAAAACUUCGUGAAAUGCAAGAAAACCUGAAUACUAAAAUCAGAGAAUUAAACGUAGCAUAUAAUGCUAAUAUCCCAUUGGAUCUAGAAAUCGAAGCUUUUGCAAGCAUGUUGGAUGCAGAAGAGAAACGUCUAGCUCUUGCUCUAUCAAACCCGCCAAGCGAGUUAGUACAAAGUGCUCGUGGAGAAUUACUGUCAAGCCGAAGCCAUUAUACAGGCGUUCGAUCUAUGCCAAACAGUCCACGAAGAGCUAUCAGUGGUAUCGGUGGGCCUUCUCCUCCUCUCGGACGACCAAAAUCUCAAUCUGCUCAAUAUGACGAUUCUAAAGAAUUGCCACCAGCUGCAACAAGUGGGAACAUUUCCAAGCCUACCACGCCAACCAAGUACACGCUUCCCACAUUGGAUUCUUCUUCCAGGAUAUUCAAAAAUCCUCAAAGAAGUUAUGGUGUUGCAGGUGGUCCGAGCACUCGUAUCUACUAUCGCAAAUCAAUAUUCAUGACACAGAUUUUCGUAUGCGAGAGUAUGAAAAUAUUAUGCACAGAAAAUACCGAGAAAAACAUACGACUGCUUGAAGUGAACGCUCUAGGGAAAUAUGUUCGCAUAUACAAUACGUCCACGUACCAAGAUGAAGAUAUCAGUGGUUACAUUAUACAACAAAAUAUUAAUGGACGUCCUGUGAAUGUAUUUCGUUUCCCGCCAAGAUCAAUAUUAAAAGCUGGCACACAUUCAACGGUAUGGACGGCCAACUCCACGACAAGACAUAACCCGCCGGCUGAUUAUCUAUGGAAAACUCAACCAAAGUGGGAAUAUGGAUCAAACUGUACGACAAUAAUUUGUAAGCCAGAUGGGCAGGCUUUGUCAUGGAUACCAGGUACACCAGCUUAUGUGAACCCGAUCACUAAAACUUCCGUUAAAACCAGGACUUCAGAGAGACCGAAAACAACUCCAGCAUAUCGUUCAGCAUGUACAACGCAGAUACUGAAAAACACUUCAUAUCCAAUUGUUGAUCACACUUCUCGUGUAACUCGACCACACACGAUUCGAAUAUCUCCAGUGAAUAUAUAUUCAAGUAGCACGCUAAGACACGCCAGGUCCGCACCAAAUUUAAGACAAAGACCAUUAAUGCGAUCAUAUGGUUGGAUACAUUGAACAUGCAGAUUAAAAGAACUUUCCUUUCUGGUUACAUGCAGUUUAACCUGCGUGUUCGAGAAACUGGUAUUAAAAAACAAAACAACUGCAUUUAUAAAGCGUAAAUAUGCAAGACAGAAACUGUACAUUGGUCUAUAAAUACAUUAAAAAUACAGCAGUGAUAUCCGCGUGUCAUAAGUCAAGAUGGAACUAAAGCUACCAGACAAAUAAUGUUGCUUUUGGAAAAUAGAAGAAGCUCCAAAAAGGAAGGAAAUGAAUUUAUACACAAUAUUCAUUAAACAAAGAUAAUUUCAUUACUUGUAAAAAACUAUUUAAAAUGGAUUUUCCUAGGAAUUUUGUGAUUUUGUUAGCAUUUUACCACUUAAAACAACAAAUUAAUUUACUCUGAUUUACUGUCAAUAA